Messenger RNA from Lathyrus oleraceus (garden pea), 1210 nucleotides. RefSeq names its product fasciclin-like arabinogalactan protein 3. NCBI's taxonomy places the organism in Eukaryota, Viridiplantae, Streptophyta, Magnoliopsida, Fabales, Fabaceae. The record is from RefSeq and is a predicted model, not a curated record. The transcript has a single exon. Gene Ontology annotation, cellular component: plasma membrane. The coding region runs from base 57 to 992 and encodes 311 amino acids.
UAGUAUCCUAACAAAAAUAAAAAAUAAACAUAAAAUUCAAUAAAAUUUGUGAAAAGAUGGGUUUCAAAAGCUCUUCGCUUCUCUGCUUGGCUAUUCUCCUUGCAGUUUCAUCUUCCAUUCAUGCAUUGGACAUUGCAAAAUUGUUAAAUAAAAGUCCUGAAUUUGCAUCCUUCACUAAAGCCCUAACCGAAACCAAGCUUAUUGAUCAAAUAAACUCUCGCAACACCAUCACCAUCCUCGCCCUCAACGACGGUGCUAUGGGCGGUAUCUCUGGGAAAUCUCCACAAGCUAUCAAGGCCAUCCUUAGCACUCAUGUGAUCCUUGACUAUUUCGAUGAGAAGAAGCUCAUGGAAGCUCAAGGCAGCGGUCAACUCUUGACCACCCUUUACCAAGCCUCAGGCCUCGCCCAAAACCAACAAGGGUUCAUUAAGGUUGCCCUCAUCGGUGAGGGCGAGAUCGCCUUUGGCUCCGCUGUUCAGGGUUCUCCCAUUGAUGUUGAGCUCGUGAAAAGCGUUGUCUCCGAACCUUAUAACGUUUCCAUACUCCAAGUCACCAAACCUAUCACAUUCCCAGUAGGUGAUGCACAAGCCCCAGCCGCGCCAGCUAAUGCCAAGGCCCCAGCCGCGUCAGCUAAUGCCAAGGCCCCAGCAGUAAGUGCUAAGGCUCCCGUGGCAUCAGCAGAAACUCCUGUGCCGGCCAAUGGAUCUAAAGCCCCAGCACCGGCACAAGAUGCCACGGCUGAUGCUCCCAUAACUGGAGCCGGGACUCCUACUUCUGCGGAAGCAAUUGCUCCUACACCUUCUGACGCAACAGUAGCUGACUCCCCAGCUGCAGGUCCAACCGCCGCUGACGUAUCAAGCCCAUCUUUGGCUCCUGGCCCAGCAGAUGGUGAGGCUGCCGCAGAUACUAAAGCUCCCAGCAGCUCUUCAAGAACCGUGGUAGGUUUGGUUGGAGCAGUGAUGUGCUUCGUUUCUAUGGUGGUUGUUAUGUAGAGAGAUAUGCAGGAAAAAGAGUUCAAGAGACUAUAUAUUUUAAGUAUAAUAUAUGAAAAGAAAGGCUAGUCAUUUGAAUCAUGAAAGCACAAACUAUAAGGGUUUCUUGUUAUUGGAAUUAUUUGACAAUUACAUCAAAGUCUAGUGUGUUUUUGUCUUUUGAUAUUUUAAUGGAAAAAAAUAUAUGAUAUGUUCAUAUAUUUUGAUUAAGGAUGCUU